Molecule: messenger RNA, 889 nt
Organism: Tricharina praecox
Lineage: Eukaryota; Fungi; Ascomycota; Pezizomycetes; Pezizales; Pyronemataceae
Exons: 1
Coding region: 304-534 (76 amino acids)
Source: RefSeq, a predicted model, not a curated record
CACACACCACACAUUCACACAGCGCGCACAGUGCACACCAUGUAAGCCCGUCAGAAUCUUCGGACAAUAAAUCCUGCAGCGCACGAAAAAAAACAUCUACUAUGUACCUAGUAGCUUCUGUACCUGCAAGGAAGCGGAUUCGUACAUGGAAGGAAGGCUUUCGAUGGUGGAUGGUGGAGGGUGGAUCAUGGAUGCCGUUGCGUUUCGCAUAUAUGAGUGUGCACACUUCACACUGCAGACUGCACUGCACGCUGUAGAGUACAAGGUCUGAUUUUUGGACUCCCGGACGCAAAGACAUCGGUGAUGAUUGUGUCGAUGAUUGUGUUGAUGGUCGUUUUGCCAGCAGACCGCGGACAGGAAGAGAAAGGAACGGCGGCAACUACGGCUCCGGGCGAAUCCGCAUGCGGCGAGAGUCGAGAGUCGAGACUUACAACCUCUCGGACAGAGAUUUGGACCAACAGGAGGCUGGAGUGGAGUCUGCGAGACAGUUGUAGUCGUCCGGAAUCAUCAUCCAACAACACUCCAAGUCUCUAGAGUCUAACUGCUCAUCUCGUCUUGUCUCGGUCUCCGCACUAUAUCUACCGUAAGUACGGCACACGGCGCACAGCGAAAGUGCAAUUGUUCGCCUUGGAAGUUGGCCCUUUGCCCUUCCUAUGCGCCGUGCGGUAACAUGGCGGUAGUUACUAGUAGAGUAGGGUAGUUACUAGUAGAGUAGAGACCUACUCUACACUGCGCCAUGGGAGGUGAGGAGACGUGAAGUGAAGUGAAGUGAAGUGAAGCGCUUGAUGCGUGCGUGUGGGAUCUAUAGAAAGGCUAAAGAGGUGAUGGCGAUUCGUGAUUCGUGAUUCAUGACUCGGGAUCGCCGAGUGGCGGCGGCGCACUGGCAGUG